AUGCCUCCAGUACAGCCUCCCAAUGAUCAGCCAACUAAACCAAAGUCCGCAUUGGACAUUGUGGUUAAUCAAUUAGUUAGAGCAUCUGUGGGAGGUAAUAUUCCGUCAUCUCUUAGUGAUGAGGAUUUGGACAAAUAU
This is a messenger RNA of Racocetra fulgida, 138 nucleotides long. Lineage: Eukaryota; Fungi; Glomeromycota; Glomeromycetes; Diversisporales; Gigasporaceae. The record is from the annotation of a GenBank genome assembly.